Molecule: messenger RNA, 929 nt
Organism: Anthonomus grandis grandis
Lineage: Eukaryota; Metazoa; Arthropoda; Insecta; Coleoptera; Curculionidae
Product: putative glutathione-specific gamma-glutamylcyclotransferase 2
Exons: 3
Coding region: 159-734 (191 amino acids)
Biological process (GO): glutathione catabolic process
Cellular component (GO): cytoplasm
Molecular function (GO): glutathione specific gamma-glutamylcyclotransferase activity; gamma-glutamylcyclotransferase activity
Source: RefSeq, a predicted model, not a curated record
AUUCAAUAUCAUUUACUUACACAACUUUGGCCAGCUGUUUGUGACGUACGAUACGUUUAAACAAAAGGAUUUUUGUUUGAACACAGGCUUUAUCUUUAGUUUAGUUUAAUUUAAUUUUGGCGCUUUGUUUGCAGUUUUUCAAAAAAAAAAUUAAAACAAUGUGGGUGUUUGGCUAUGGAUCUUUAAUGUGGAAAGUGGACUUUCCUUUUAGUGAGAAAAUUGUGGGAUAUAUUAAAGGUUAUGAAAGAAAAUUCUAUCAAUACAGUACUGACCAUCGAGGUACUCCUGAAAAUCCCGGUAGAGUUGUCACACUUAUUCCGGCCAAUAAAGAGAGCAGAGUUUAUGGUAUUGCUUACAGAAUACCAGAUGAUGAAGUAGAUAAAGUAAUUGAGCAUUUGGACUUUCGAGAAAAAGGCGGGUAUGAAAGAUGCCCAGUGAUGUUCUACCCAAAAGAUCAACAGGCUCAUCAACCAUUUGAAAUGAUAAUAUACCUGGCUUCCCAUGAAAACCCCAACUAUGCUGGACAUGCUGAUCUAGAUGAUAUUGCACGUACCGUGGUUGAUUCUAUAGGACCCAGUGGACCAAACAUAGAUUAUGUAUGUAAUUUAGCCAAAGUUAUGAGGGAAGUAUUGCCUGAGGCUAAAGACGAUCAUCUCUUUGAGCUAGAGGAAAAAGUGUUGGCUCUACUAAAGGAAAAAGGGAUUCGCGCUGGAAAUCAACGGGCAGAAGCUUGAAGCCUUUACUAUUUGUGAUAAUAUUGUGUCAGUAUUUUUAAUAACAAAGAGCUUGUUCUAUAUUUAAUACAGGUGAAUUUAAUUAGUAUAUAAGUAUUUAAAAGAAUUUUAAGAUACAGUGCCAACUGUAAGUAUUUUAAACUAUUGAUAGCAAGUACCCAAUAUAUUUUUAGUUACAGUAAAUCUUUUUUUGCA